UUCUCCAGAUGAUGUACCGGGAGCCAGCCCGGUGGUCCUACACCUUCCAGACCUUCUCCUGCAUCAGCCGGCUGAAGGCGAUGCUGGAGCCGCCGCCCGAGCGGCUCACCGGGACCCCCCACCCUGUGCGGGUCUUCGAGCGCUCCGUCUACAGCGACAGGUACGUCUUUGCCAAGAACCUCUUUGAGGCCGGGCACCUGCAGCCGCUGGAGUGGGCCAUUUACCAGGACUGGCACGGCUUUCUCCUCCGGCAGCUGGGGCCCCGCGCCGCCCUCCACGGCUUCCUCUACCUGCGGGCAACGCCGCAGACGUGCCUGGAGCGGCUGCGGCAGAGGGCAAGGAGCGAGGAGGGGGGGAUCCAGCUGGGGUACCUGCAGCAGCUUCAUGCCCAGCACGAGCGCUGGCUGGUGGAGAAGACCACGGAGAUCCACUUUGCGGACGUGAAGCACGCGCCCGUCCUGGUGCUGGAUGUGGACAAGGACUUCGAGCACGACGCGGCCAUGCAGGGCGUCCUCAUGGCGCAGGUGGAGGCUUUUGCGACGGCGCUGUGAGCCGAAGCUUUGCUGUUGCGCCCUGACCCUCUCUGAGCACCCUGGCGGCGGCAGCAU
This is a messenger RNA of Aptenodytes forsteri (emperor penguin), 608 nucleotides long. RefSeq names its product deoxyguanosine kinase (gene DGUOK). Bases 9 to 551 code for a protein of 180 amino acids. NCBI's taxonomy places the organism in Eukaryota, Metazoa, Chordata, Aves, Sphenisciformes, Spheniscidae. Gene Ontology annotation, molecular function: ATP binding; deoxyguanosine kinase activity. Gene Ontology annotation, cellular component: mitochondrion; cytoplasm. The transcript is spliced from 5 exons. The record is from RefSeq and is a predicted model, not a curated record. Gene Ontology annotation, biological process: nucleobase-containing compound metabolic process.